AUGUCAGUACCUCUCUUCUGGUACAGAGGCCGAAGAUAGUCUUUUCUUCCUGCUGACGAUGCUUCCGACGUCUCUACAUCUGCACAUCUUCCCAUCUUCCCAUCUACACAUCUUCCCAUCUGCCCACCCCCUCUGUGCAUCUCUCCCCACGCCCGGCGGUUGCUUCCCCUCGACCGACCGGACCUCGAACCCUCCCUAUCCGCACAGGCCCGCCCCUUCUUUUGACGCCAAUGCUGGUGUCAAGAUCACCAGCCGCGCCGCGAUCGCCAACGCGCCGUUCCCGAUCGAGUCCAAUGGCAGUUUCUCCAACCUGACCCUCGCGGCGAUCGUGCUGCUCGCGCCCUAUCUCGUCGCGCGCUGGGUCCCCUUGCUGCCGACCAAAUGGUCCUACUACCUCCUAUUCCUCCCCGUCGGGCUCGCGUCCGUGCUUGGCUACUGGAUGCUCAUGAGUCGUAUCGGCGGUAAGAAGCGCGACUAUGGCACCCGGUUGCCCGGCAAGCCGCUCGAGUACUACGUCGAGAUCAAGGAUGCCAAGCUGGCCCAAAAAUACUCUGGAGGCAGGGCCAAGAUCCCCGUUCAGACCUUUUACGACGCCUACUUUGCCGGAAAAAUCGACCUCAAGGGUCAGUUCAUGGCGACGCUUGCGGGGGAAACCUUAUCUUGAUCGACCGAGGAAAAUCGUGGUACUGACGAGGCCGUCUGAAAAUUGAUGCAUUCGAUGCUGCAGGUGACAUGCUCGAAUUGCUCGAGCAGCGCCAUGACUGGGCCUCGUUCGAGUUCACGUGGGACUUGUUGAAAUACGUCUUGACCGUGCUCAUCCCCGACGUCGUCUGGCACUCACCUUCCCAAGACGAGGAGCAAGUUCGCGACCACUACGACAGAGGAGAUGACUUCUGUGAGCAUAUAGUCUGGGAAUGAUGUGCAGACGAGUUCCAAAGGAGGCUGACACGACGAAUCGUGUCGCGCCGUAUUCCCCACCGGCCCACAGACAGCUGGUGAGUACCCACUGUCCUUCGCGAAAUUCAAGAUCAGGUCCAUUGGCUGACACGCUGUGCGAUCUAUGCAUAGGUUCUUGGGACCCCGAAUGAUCUACACGUCCGGUGUCAUUAACGAUAUUGACCGCAAGGAGACGCUCGAGGAGCUGCAAGACAACAAGCUCGCGCUCGUCUGCCAUAAGCUCGAACUCAAGCCCACCGAUACCCUUCUCGACAUUGGUUGCGGAUGGGGCACGCUCGUUACCUAUGCGGCCAAGAACUUUGGCUGUGACGCCACGGGAGUCACACUCGGCAAGAACCAGACCAAGUUCGGCAACAAGCGCAUCGCCGACAACGGCUGCGACGCCAGCCGCGCCCGCAUUUUGUGCAAGGACUACCGCGAAAUCGGCGUCGACAAGAAGUUCAGCAAGAUCGUUUCGCUGGAGAUGGCUGAGGUAUGUUAUCCUGAUGCCGAACUGGACUGGCCUAUGCGGCACGCGCCCUUGUGCACCACAUCAGAUCCAGACUUGCUGACGAUUGAGCCAUCCUCAACGAUACAGCACGUCGGCAUUCGCAACUACAACUCCUUCUUGCGCCAAGUCUACAAUUUGCUUGAGGAUGACGGUAUUCUCGUCUUCCAGGUUGCUGGUAUCCGCCCCCAUUGGCAAUACGAGGAUCUCAUCUGGUCAGUCUAGGGUCGCGACGUGGAAUGGGCUCGCAGUCUUUUCGAAUCGACGUAUUCGAGGGCCGAACCGGGUUGUAAUUGCUGAGUAUCCCACUGAGCACAUACAUGUAUUACUUUCAGGGGUCUUUUCAUGAAUAAGUACGUUUUCCCCGGAGCCGACGCGUCGUGCGCCCUCAACUGGGUCAUCGGUCGCCUCGAGGGUGCUGGCUUCGAAAUAAAGUCGGUCGAUGUGCUCGGUGUCCACUGUGAGUUUCCCCGUGAUUUCGUCACGAUACCGAAGUGAAGCUGUUUGAAUUGAAGGUUAACGAUUGUCCUUUUGACUCCUUUAGACUCUGCGACUUUGCACCGCUGGUACGAGAACUGGAUGCAGAACCGGGAUGCCGUCACCGCCAAGUAUGGCGACCGAUGGUACCGAGUGAGUAUUUUAACAUCCGUGUCCUCCGUGGUCUCCGUGCCAUUUCGGAGGAUAUCAUAAGGUCAAUCAUAAAGUCAGUUGCCGGGCUACUGACACUGGUCUUGUGGUUCGCGCGCAGAUUUGGCUGUAUUUCCUGGCGUCCGCAGUGAUCACGUCUCGGUACGGCCCGUCUUGCCGACCCAGCUUCCCCGGAUUUUCCGCUGACCCAAACUCCCCUUGUUUCCCCUUGCGUAACGCAUUCUAUUUCGAUCCCGCAGCCAAGGAGGAGCUUCGGUCUUCCAGAUCAGCGCACACAAAAACCUUAACUCUUAUCACCGUGUCGAGGUACGCACCAUUUCCCCAGCUUCUGACUUCGCACUCUUCCCGCGGGAAGCGCUCCCGUCCCCGGAUAUUUAGGGCUGGCUGGCUGACCAUCUCUCGUCUCUGCCGCGUCGCUACCGCCUCUACCCACGUGACUUCCGAAUCACAGGCUAUCCCUUCGCACACGUCGUUGUUCUUCAAGCCCGCCAAGGAGCCUUCGUGA
Messenger RNA from Microbotryum saponariae, 2597 nucleotides. The record is from the annotation of a GenBank genome assembly. Lineage: Eukaryota; Fungi; Basidiomycota; Microbotryomycetes; Microbotryales; Microbotryaceae.